Messenger RNA from Panthera uncia (snow leopard), 1737 nucleotides. It is a transcript of the gene RAB11B, whose product is annotated as RAB11B, member RAS oncogene family. The record is from RefSeq and is a predicted model, not a curated record. NCBI's taxonomy places the organism in Eukaryota, Metazoa, Chordata, Mammalia, Carnivora, Felidae. The transcript is spliced from 5 exons. Gene Ontology annotation, molecular function: GTP binding; GTPase activity. The coding region runs from base 187 to 843 and encodes 218 amino acids. Gene Ontology annotation, biological process: constitutive secretory pathway; regulated exocytosis. Gene Ontology annotation, cellular component: recycling endosome.
UCCCAGGCAGCGCCCACCCCUGAGGCUCUGCUUCCGCCUGUAAUUGGUUGCCCUGGGUGCCGGUCGCUACGCCACCCGCCUCUUAUUGGUCAUCCAUCCGCCGCUCUGCGCGGCGCCGGCUCCGCCCCCGUCGGGUGUUUGUGGUGGGGCUGCGGAGUCGCCGAUCCCGCCGGAAGCGCCAGGACAAUGGGGACCCGGGACGACGAGUACGACUACCUAUUCAAAGUGGUGCUCAUUGGGGACUCAGGCGUGGGGAAGAGCAACCUGCUAUCACGCUUCACCCGCAACGAGUUCAACCUGGAGAGCAAGAGCACCAUCGGUGUGGAGUUUGCCACCCGCAGCAUCCAGGUGGACGGCAAGACCAUCAAGGCGCAGAUCUGGGACACCGCCGGCCAGGAGCGCUACCGUGCCAUCACCUCUGCCUACUACCGCGGCGCGGUGGGUGCCCUGCUGGUGUAUGACAUCGCCAAGCACCUGACCUACGAGAACGUGGAGCGCUGGCUGAAGGAGCUGCGGGACCACGCCGACAGCAACAUCGUCAUCAUGCUGGUGGGCAACAAGAGUGACCUGCGCCACCUGCGGGCCGUGCCCACUGACGAGGCUCGUGCCUUUGCAGAAAAGAACAACUUGUCCUUCAUUGAGACCUCAGCCUUGGAUUCCACCAACGUAGAGGAAGCUUUCAAGAACAUCCUCACAGAGAUCUACCGCAUCGUGUCGCAGAAGCAGAUCGCAGACCGCGCUGCCCACGACGAGUCCCCCGGCAACAACGUGGUGGACAUCAGCGUGCCGCCCACCACCGACGGACAGAAACCCACCAAGCUGCAGUGCUGCCAGAACCUGUGACCGCCCCGCGCCGCCCCGCGCGUGCGUGCACGUCCUCGUCCUCCGCCCGCCCCUCCCCCCGCCGUCCUCCCUGCCCUCCCCUCUCCGCCCCCUCCGUGACUGGCUCCUGCCCUCCCAUCGAGCUCCGCAUGGCUGGCCGGCCGUGGCCCCGGAAGAACAGGAGUGGGCGGCACCACCUGCCGGCCCGCUCGCUCGAGGAAAGCCGGAAGCCCCGGUUUCUUCUGGGGCCUCGGUGUGCAUCUCGGCGGGGCGGGGCGCAUGGGCCAGGAGGAUGGGCGCACCGAGCGGGCUUCUCCGGUUUUCCACGGCAGACUCCAGGGAGCGAUUGCCUCCCACCCUCUGUGGCCAGUUGGCCCAGCUGGUCCGCGGUCCCCAUCCGGAACCCCCUUCCGGGCUGAUGCUCGAAGAGCAAGGCGCCAGGGGGCCGGGGCAGGCGGACACUCUCGGCUCUCGGCACCCCUGUCCCCCCACGCACAGCCAGCACCGGCACACGCACCGGCACACGCCUUCGACCUCUCCCGUGCGUGCGCGACUCCAGCUCCCGCCUGUAGAUUUAUGCUGGGAGAAGACCCCCCCUCUCCCCCUCCCCCUCCUUUUGCACGCGGCGCGCUCUCCGGCCCUUCCCUGUGCCCCCCUCUGUCUUGUCUCCCGUCUGGUCCGGAACCUGUUUGCAAGUGAAGCAAUAUCUCCGUGUUUUGUAUAUACAACCGCUCUUGUAGCCUUUGGUUUUUUGUUAUUGUAGAGAAACACAGAUUCUUUAUACACUUUGUAAGAUUUACGCCAAACCCCAGCUCUCGAUCUCUUAUUCUCCCUGUGGCCCCUGCACUGUUGCCCCGGAUGCCUCAUUUCUUCAGCCCGUUACUAAAAUGUAUACUCCGACUUCCUGUACAGAAA